GAUCAGAAUCAACAUUUGAAUCACGAGCAUCCCAUGAUGGAAGUGCAGAGGAAGAAUGAUGGUCAACUUAUUCUCUGCGAUGGCAGUGCUUGGGCCUAGCUACACUUGCAACAUUUGUUACGAACAGCGUAGAAGUAGCUUCGAUCUCCAUAAAUCAUGCGCCGAGCUACUGGGUGAGAUCCACCACCCGAUCCACCGCAAGCACCCACUUACUCUUGACACAAGCGACAGGGAAAAGAGUUGCAGUUUACAGUUGUUUCCCCAAUGUGAGUUCAACAUUGACCUCCAAUGUGCUUCCAAUUGGCGCAACAUUCUUGACUUUCAUGACCACAAAUUCACCCUUAAUAGGAAGCCAGCGCAAUUACCUUGUGAAGCCUGCGGCAAAGAAAGUGUUAGUACUAGAAUUUACAGUACUAGAUUUAUUUACAAUAAAUAUGGCACCGCCAUGUACCUCUGCAGCAUCUGCCAGCUCCUGGUCCAUGGAUGUUGUUCUAGGUUACCAACCCACAUCAAAACGGCCCAGCACCAACACCGCCUAAAGCUCACCUGGUGGUUUGAAGAUACUUUCCCAAAAAUCCAAAAUUUCUGUGACCUCUGUUAUGGAAACAUGGACAAAAGCCGCGCAGUUUAUUAUUGUGAACAUGAAUGUUGCAGUUAUGUCGCCCACAAUGACUGCGCAACACGACGUUAUGAGGCAGUUGAAGAUAGUGCUGCUGCUGCUGAUGAUGAUAGAAUAAUCAGCAACCAAAUUGAGUUGCAAAUCAAUCACUUCAGCCAUCCACAUGUCUUAGCCCUCAUCAAUAUUGAUCAUCAAGAUAAUGGUGAUGAUGAAGAUGAUAGAAUAAUCACUUGUAAUGGCUGCAUGCGACCCAUCACCAAAGUUGAUGCCUUUUAUAGCUGUACAAAACAAGAGUCGUCGUCCUCUUUCUUUCUACAUACAGCUUGUGCACAGUCACCUAAAAAGAUGCAUUUGGCAACUAUCAUUGGCCAGUCGGACUUGGAACUCCAUCCAAGGACUCAUUCGAUUGGUGGGGUGUUCAAGUGUCUUCUUUGUUAUACGUUUGGCCAAGGCUUCGUAUACCUUUAUGAGAUUAAUUCAAUUUUCGGCAUUGACUUUCAGUGCGCUAUUCUAUGGAAGCAGAAGUCUCUUAAACAUGAGGCUCAUGUUCACACCCUCCAGUUUAACAAAAACAAUGAAAGCACUUAUAAAUGUAGGGGUUGUGGCACUUCUAAAAUUUUGUAUUGGUUCAGUUGUAGGAGAUGCGACUUCCAUCUCUGUUUUUCAUGUGUUAAAUUACCUCCUACAGCAAGGCACAAGUACGACAAUCAUCCUCUCAAGCUCACCUAUAACAGUGUUGAAAACGAGUUAGAUGAAUAUUAUUGUGAAAUAUGCGAAGGCAAACGAGAUCCCGGACUCUGGUUCUACUCCUGCUCGGAUUGUGACUUCGAUUGUCAUCCUCAUUGCAUUCUCGGGAGGUAUCCGCAAGUCAAGUUAGGAGAUAGUUACAAGCAUCCGACUCACCCACACCUUGUCACCCUUGUUGACAAGAGAAAGAGUGAAAUUCCUUCCGAUAAGAGAGAGCGGAUUCUUCCUUCUCCAUCUUCAUACUUGGAGAGCUACACUCCUCUUUCCAGAGGUGUGGGCAGAAAUGACGAAAUUCAACCUUCCAGAGGUGUGGUAAGAAGAAACUAUGUUCUGUAUAAGAUCUAG
Prunus dulcis (almond) is the source of this 1711-nucleotide messenger RNA. RefSeq lists its product as uncharacterized. Lineage: Eukaryota; Viridiplantae; Streptophyta; Magnoliopsida; Rosales; Rosaceae. Bases 56 to 1711 code for a protein of 551 amino acids. The transcript has 3 exons. The record is from RefSeq and is a predicted model, not a curated record.